Messenger RNA from Amaranthus tricolor (Joseph's coat), 1526 nucleotides. Its product is annotated as MDIS1-interacting receptor like kinase 2-like. Gene Ontology annotation, molecular function: protein binding. The coding region runs from base 88 to 1278 and encodes 396 amino acids. Lineage: Eukaryota; Viridiplantae; Streptophyta; Magnoliopsida; Caryophyllales; Amaranthaceae. The transcript has a single exon. The record is from RefSeq and is a predicted model, not a curated record.
UAUUUGCACCCCACUCUACAUUAUAAAAACACAAACCUUGUCCUCUUAUAAACCACAAACAAAAUCCUUUCCCCAAUAUUUCCAAAAAUGGAAACUUUAAGAAAACCUCUCACCCUCAUUUCCCUCAUUGUCUUAGCAACUACGUUCUUCUCCAAAUCAGUCGAACCAUGCAACCCCAUCGACCAAGAAGCCCUCCUUGAUGUAAAACAUCGAAUCACCGACGACAGUCCCUUCCACCUUCUCAAAACAUGGGUCUCCACCACUGAUUGCUGCACAUCAUGGGCGGGCGUGAGCUGCAACACCGCAGGUAGGGUUGUCAACGUCUCAAUGUCCGGCCUUCAAGACUCACCCGUGUUCGACAUUAUUGACACCACUAUGGUCGGUACACUCUCCCCUUUCUUAGGCAACCUUACGUAUCUCGAAUACCUUGAUCUUAGCAACAAUAAAAAUCUAACAGGUCCAAUCCCAACAGAACUAGGCAAAUUAUCAAACUUAAUGCAUCUAUUUUUAGACACAAAUCAACUAACUGGCUCAAUAUCCAUUUCAUUCGGUAACCUUUUCAAACUCAAGAGACUCUAUCUUAGUAACAAUCAACUAACUGGCUCAUUAGACAACGAUAUUUUCAAAUCUAUGCCAUCUUUGUCAGAACUCGGCUUAUCAGAAAAUAAAUUUUCCGGGCGAAUUCCUACGUCGAUUGUGAAUUUGAUCGGGCUUACAAAACUCGAUCUAAACACGAAUCGCUUCUCGGGUAACAUUGUAGCUGAUAUUGGUAAGCUUAAGAAACUUACAUACCUGGAUUUAUCUGUGAAUAAUCUGGCAGGAAGUAUACCAAAUUCAAUGGGUCAAUUAUCCCAACUGAAUCUGUUAUAUCUGAAUGAUAAUAGUCUAAGUGGGUCGAUUCCUUCUUCGAUUAGCCAACUUGGUUCAUUGCAAUUUUUUAGGGUUUAUAACAACAAGAUUAAUGGGGUUUUACCGAGUUCGAUUGGGAAUCUUUCGAAACUUGAGAGAAUGUAUUUGGAUAAUAAUAGGAUUACUGGGAAUUUGCCGGCGAGUUUGGGAAAUCUUGUUGCAGCAACUGAAUUGAUCUUUAAAAAUAAUCGUUUUGUAGGGAAAAUCCCAGAAACUUUGGGGAAUCUUAAGAAUCUUACAUCGUUGGAUUUGUCUGAAAAUGGGCUGAGUGGGAAAAUUCCGGCAACUUUAGCUGGAUUUCCUGCUUCUUCAUUUGCUGCUAAUCCUGGGCUUUGUGGUGCUCCUCUUUCUCCUUGUAAGAACCGAUAAUAUAACUUUAUAAGUGUGUGUGUGUGUGCAUUUUCACAAUCAGUUUUUUAAUUAGUUUGAUUUAUGUCAUUGUAUUUGUAUUGUAUUUCUUGUGUUGACUCAGGAGCAAUUAUUUAGGGAAAAUGUCUGAAUAAAGCUGUAGGCCCAAAGUUAUUAGAUGCGAUAGUGAUAUUUUAUCUGUAACAACUAAUAAAAACUAAAUAGUGAAAAAACUAAGAAAUGUUUUGAAAAAAAUUUGCUAUCUUCAA